Molecule: messenger RNA, 16184 nt
Organism: Paramisgurnus dabryanus
Lineage: Eukaryota; Metazoa; Chordata; Actinopteri; Cypriniformes; Cobitidae
Product: probable E3 ubiquitin-protein ligase HECTD4
Biological process (GO): glucose homeostasis
Molecular function (GO): ubiquitin-protein transferase activity
Source: RefSeq, a predicted model, not a curated record
CACUGAUGAUGCGUUGUGCUGGCAGCUGAAUGUCUGUCGCCGGUUCGGACUCAGAUCGGAUCGUAACCUACACUGAAUUUGAUGUUUGAGGACUUUGCUGUUGUUGUUGUCGGAGGAGAGAGACAUGGGCUCGUGCGCCGUGGAUUCCUCUCAGUGGCUGUCAGUGAAGGAGGAGACGAUCUUCCUCCACGAUGGACUCAUUCGGGUCACGGACCUUGCGGAGCUGCCCAGUGAGAUUGGAGUGUCUGAGCAAGCAGAAUGUGAACAGGAGAUCUUGACCUUUGAGACGAAGAAUCCAGCGGAGCUGUCCGAGCGCCUGCGAGCGAUCUGCGGAAACCAAAGCAAUGCCUACGCGAGACUGUUGGAGUACCGUCUCAAUGCGCUGCGAGGACUCUGGGGCGCACAGCGACAGCUCGCCCUGGAGGAACAACAGGAGCACGAGGGGGCGUCAGGGAGUCAUGGAGGAGCCGAUGACGAGACCGUGAACCUGCUGAAGAGACAGGGCUUCUUACAGCAUCACCACCAUCCUCACCACUCAUCCAUACCCAGCGGCAGCGAUCAGGCGCCCUUUACCUCACGAGUCGGCCUCCUUUUGGUCUUUCCGCUUCUGCAGUCGCAAACCCGACACGACCCGUCGCUCUGCGGCGUCACGGCGGAGGUCCUGCUCGCUUGCCUGCGCGACUGCCAGCCGCUCAGCCUCGGCAAAGAGCCCGUGGACUGUCUGAACGGUCUGGAGAGGUUACUGUGCUCCUGGCUGGAGGGAGGAAACGAUUCGGAGGGUUCGACACAGGGACGCCCGCUGCUCACCCAGCAGCAGAGACAGAAUGCUGCCGCUGCGCUGGUGGCUUUAGCAUGUGCCCGGGGAUCUCUCAAAACGUUCAUCCAUACGGUCCACCUGCUGCAAAAACAGACAGACCUCGGUCAACUUCCUGUAGCUGAUGUUCUCUAUAGACUGUUGCUGCUUGAGGGAGGUCCAGGCUCACCCUCCUGUUUAUUAGGAGGUAAACACAGUGUAUCAUGGGGUUUUGAGGACAUGUUGCCCACCCCAGAGAGCAGUCCUGCAGGAGCCGACACCAAAGAUGCAGACCUGGGCCGCAGUCUGGCUACAGAUGGUUUCUAUCUCUACACAACAAACUCUUUUGGGAAGGGUUUAAGCAAGCUGGGCUCUGGGCUGCAUGGGACAUUAAGGGGUUUUGUGUACUGUCGGAAUGAGGAGUUGGAGGCCGGCUGGGUGGCGUACAGCAGUGGUUAUUUACUUCAUCGUCCUGCAUCCUUUGACACUAAACCUCAUCAGCUGUGUCAGAUCAUCGACCCCUUCACACUGCAGGUUUCACAGGUGGUAGCGAUGCCCCCUCAUCACUUCCCAGCGGGCAGCAGUCUUACCACACUGCGUUUGUGUUCAGAUGGCACGUAUCUCUACUGGGUGUGGUCACCUGUCAGUCUUAAUGAGAAGACUCAGAAAGGGCACUCGGUUUUUAUGGACGUCUUCCUGCUGGUGACCGAGUCUGCUGUGUGUGUGGCCAGUCCGAUACAAGAUCGAGUGAUUCUGUCACGGAAGGAAGGGGAAUCAUCGAAGUGUUUGAAUGAAUUACUUUUGAGUCGCAUGUCUCGCUUUCGAGCAUCUCACUCGUCCACACUGGCAGCACUCACCGGCUCGGCCAUCACAAACCCUGUCAAAGAGGAGCAGUCUGUGGUGAACACCAGCUGUGGUCUGCCUAUAAAAACGCUGAGGAAAAGUCCGAUGUAUGUGUGUGGUAGUUACCUGGUGAUCCUGGCACCGGCUCCGGGUGUAGCUGGUGGUUCUGCCACCCGUUCACUGUUCGGGGGCUCCAGUGGUCUUUCAUCUCUGAAGAUCUUGGCAUCUAGUUUAGUCUUUAACCUUGCCGAUGGUCAGUUCAGCAACCGUGCAGACCUGAUCGAUGCUCCAGGAAGUUCUUUGGGCCGUGGGGCUCAGGUGGCAGGACUGGGAGCGUGUUACGAUGCUCUUAACAAUUUAAUCUGGACUUGCUCUGGUGACUACAUGGACCAGUGGUGUAACCCUGGUAACCAGGCCUUCCAUCACGUGUGCCAGCGACUCGGCGUCAGUCACAUCAUCAGACAGCCUAAAGAGGAAAUGAUUGACACGUCUGAAGUGAUAAACCAGCUCCUCCAUCACGUCGGUGCGAUGUGCAUUCAUCAACUGAACGCGCUGGCGGCCAGCAGCGCUUUACACCUCAACACCUUUAUAGGAAAACAGCCCAUGGAAGCGUGUCACUUCAGCGCCAUCUGCGACAUCAUGGAAAGAGCCAUGGUAAAGGGAGACACCUGCAUCAUACGCUGCAUUCUGGUCGUCUUCCAGGUGGUGUUUCAGUUCUUCAAUCCAAACUGUGAACAGAACCGUGAGAGCAUCAGACGUUCGGGACUCUUGCUUUGGCAAUUACUGAUGGCACCUUUGGAUCAGAUCAAAUCAGAAAUCCAGAGAGAAGUGUGUCUCGCUAUCAGCUCGGGUUUGAGUACCUUGUACCAGAGCGAGACAGAACUGAACAAUUUGCUGAAAUUAGUUUUCACUGAAGGUGAACGUAACACAGGUUUGUCUCAGUUACGUGAUGUUAUAUUAAACAACCUCGCCAACCAGCUACAGAAGAACCGCUUUGGUAGUGAAGAUGAAGAUCACUACAGGCUGAAAGAUGAACUGUUGCAGUGUAUACUGAAGACUGUAGUACGCGAGUCAUGUCUCCUCAUCACCAAAUGUCAGACCGUUUCUAAAGAAGACCUCCAGACGCUUCUCUCAACGGUGCCUGUGGCUUCUCCGAGCUUACGUUAUUUAAUGGCUGUUCAGAAUCAUUUACUCAGUAACACCGUCCUGCUCCACCCUGAUGAUGGUGAUGACAGUGACAGUUCUUUACAGGGUGAAACAAUGAAGGUACAGGACCUGCAGACGAGUAUCCUCUCUCUGGCUUCAAAAGUUCUGGUUGGAUGCGAUGAGGUGCUGGAGACACUUCAGCAGGUCACAAACGCUCUGAUCAACAGCACAGUCACCGAUCGUGAGGCCAGACUGAGAGGACUUGAACAGGUGACAAAGGCCACGAUGUUGGGCCACCUGCUGCCGGUUCUGUUGACCUCACUGAUGCAUCCAAACCUUCAGACGCUUACGCUGGCCGACGCGCUGAUGCCUCAGCUAGUUCAGCUGGUUCUCUACACCAGUCAGACGGCUUUACUGUUGAAGACACAUUCACCAGUGUUUGUGGAUGAUUCGCCCGUUAACCAGAGCUCCAAACUACCACCGUCACAUGACAGUUACCAGAUCCUGGAUGAAAGGGAGGAGCCAGGCUUUCUUACCGGUCUCAAGAUUCCUGCCCCAUGGGCUGCUGGGAAAACGGUGGAAACUCUUCAUCCAGUGAGAGAUAACUACAAAUUUAAAGACACGGUGCACAUCCCUGGAGCUCGCUGUCUGUAUCUGCGCUUCGACCCACGCUGCUCCUCUCAAUACGACUAUGACAAGCUGGUGAUUUACGCCGGACCCAACACAAACAGUCGUAAAGUGAGCGAGUACGGAGGAAACACUAUGGGUUAUGGAAGCCGCAGUGUUUUGGGAACUGGUUGGCCUAAAGAUCUGGUGAAGGUUGAAGGAGAUACUGUGACGUUCUCUUUCGAGAUGAGAAGCGGCCGUGAGCACAAUACUCCAGAUAAAGCUAUGUGGGGUUUCUCCUGUACUGUACGAGCACAGGAGUCUUCAGAAGAUGUUUCUGGCGGUCUUCCGUUCCUGGCUGACCUCGCUCUGGGUUUAUCAGUGCUGGCCUGUGCAAUGUUGCGUAUCCUCUACAACGGUCCUGAGAUCACACGAGAGGAGGAGGCCUGUCAUGAUCUACUGUGCUCGAAACUUCUGCAGAGGUGUCAGUGGCAGGUUGAAGCUAAUGGUGCCAUAUCUCCUGCCCUCACGCCCUCCCCAUCUCCACUCCCCUUAACCAUCGACGAGGAGAGAGAGUUCACCUAUCCGUCAGACAUCCUCGUACCUCCGCCCGGCCUCGCGCCAGGGACCAGCUGUGAACUACCCCGCAUACACUUGCCGCCGGGCAUUAUUGGCCGUCUCAGGGAGCUGUCCGGCAGGGCCCGUCCUCAGUUCCGCCCCAGCAUCAAGGAAGUGAUCCGUCCUGAUGUUAUGGAGGAAGUCAUCGUGUCGUGUGUCAUCAAGCAUUUGGGUCUGGUAGAUGCCCUCCAGUCGCUGAUGAACUUCCAGUACAGAGAAAUGCACAGAGAGGAGCACAACCUGCUAUGCAAGAUCAUGGCCGAGACCUUCAAGAAGAUCAAUGCCAUGGAGAGACAGUUACAGACUGUUGCUGAGCUGGAGCAGAAGUGGCAGAAUGAGGUGGAUGAAGCUCAUCAAGGGAAACUUGAGAACAACGCGCCUUUCUUUCAUGACUACCACUUCUAUGAGAAUAAAAUAAAGGAGCUGGAGCUUCUGUGUUCUCUGAAGGAGGUGCCGCUGGACUGCACGGACCCGGAGAACGGCGUGACGGCUUUGAGAGAGAAGUUCUUCCACGAGGCAAACACCACACAACAGAAAACAUCCGUUCCGCUGGCUAAAACUAAAGCGCUUAUAAAAAGCUUGAACAACCGAUCGGAGCUGCUGUUACAUGUGACCAUAGCACCACAGUGCAAAAGUCUGUCUUCCACACCAACAUGUGCUCCAGCCUCCAAAUCUGUAUCAGACGCUAAAUCAAUACUUCCUGUGGCUAAGCAGCCUGUGUUCCUGCGCAGCAUGUCUGCACCCUCAGAUCUGGAGAUGAUCGCCAACAGUGACGUGGAGUUCACACACGGGACUCAGAGGAGGCGACUUCAUCCCUCCAGCCACAGGAGCAGUUCCUUCACACUUCUCCAGAGUCUGGCCAUUGAAGACGGCAAAGACAAGACCACAUACAGCGUUCUGCUGGGUCAACUCUUCGCUUUCAUCGGGACCUCUCCAGAUCAGGCCGUGUCCAGCAGCAGCUUCCUGUCGGCCGCUCAGACGCGCUGGCGCAGGGGUCGCACACGCAAACAGGCUCUGGUUCACAUGAGAGAGCUCCUCACUGCUGCCGUCCGUGUGGGAGGAGUCACACACCUGGUUGGCCCUGUUACUAUGGUGCUGCAGGGCGGGCCCAGAAUCGAGGAACUGACCUGCGGGGGUAUGAUGGAGCAAGUUCAAGAGGCUUUUGGAGAAACCAUGACAUCAGUUGUGUCUCUCUGUGCCCGCUAUCCCAUCGCCUGUGCCAACAGCAUCGGCUUGCUAUGCACCAUCCCAUAUACGAGGAGUGAGGAGCAGUGUCUCGUCCGCAGCGGUUUGGUUCAGCUGAUGGACAGAUUGUGUAGUCUGAGCAGUCAAAGAGACUGCAGCUCCAAUGAAAAACAAACCAAAAAACAAAAAGUAGCUGCUAUGGCUUGGGCCGCAUUUCAGGUGCUCGCCAACCGCUGCAUUGAGUGGGAGAAAGUGGAAGGAGGCUCAACAGACGCAGUACAUUCUGGACUGGCACGUCAGGUGUCUAGCUUACUAACAAAUCACCUGGCUCGAGCGACGGACUGCUGUGGGAACCAGGCGGCGGGGAAUGACGCCCUGCAGGAUGUCCUUAGUUUACUCAAUGAUCUGUCCAGGAGUCACAUCGGCAAGACUAUUCUGAGUCAACCUGCCUGCGUGUCCAAGCUUCUCUCACUGCUCCUGGAUCAGCGGCCGUCGCCCAAGCUGGUUCUGAUAAUCCUGCAGCUGUGUCGCGCCGCCCUACCGCUCAUGAGUGUGGAGGAUUGUGGGAAUGUUGCACUUCCCUCCUGGAGCUACUCCACAAACGCCCUGGAUGCCGAACAGCAAGAUGCCAGCGAUCCAGCUUUCCGCAUCGCCUCUCUGCUGCUGGCCAAACUGGCAGACUACGUGGUGCCUGGCUGUCAGACACUGUUGUCCCCCAGUGCCUCUGAGCCAGACACCAGUCUUACCCGUUCCUGCCCCAAAAGCAGCGCCAAGACGGACAGAGAUGCGGGUGAAGAGGGCGAGGCGGUGGAUGGCAAACUUUCCAUUUUCAUCCAUAAGAGAGAAGACCAGUCAUCCCAUGAGGUGCUUCAACCCUUACUGAGCAGUUCGGAGGGACGGCCAUUCCGUCUGGGCACUGGGGCAAACAUGGAGAAGGUGGUGAAGAUGGAUCGAGACAUGACAAAGAGCGGCUGCUGUGAGGUCAUCACAGAGGAAGCCUCUUCUGCUCUACGUAAAGCUAAUAAGUGGUCUCAGUCUGGACUUAUAGUGAGUGUGGGACCUCCGGUGGAGAGCAACAGUCAGGAGAACACUGGAGGAUCCACCACAGGAGACAAGAAGAAAACAGCCCAGUCUACAGUGUGCAGAGAAAGAAACGCUGAACUGGCUCGAUCAGAUCCAGUACGGCCCUUCAUCAGUGGUCACGUGGCUAACAGCAUGGCAGCUGAGGUCAUUGCUCUUCUACACAGUCUCCUGACGGCACCCGAGUCCAACACGGCUCAGAUAUGGACCAGCACUGCAGAGAAAGUAUUGUCCAGGGCACUGAUGUUUAUUCCUCAGUUGGGAAAGUAUGCAGAGAGUAUUCUGGAGAAUGGCAACAGCAGUGGCAGAAAGUUGGCUAAGCUGCAGGCGAUUGGACGACAGGCUGUGGCGGCUCUCUGUGCGUUGGGUGGAUUCAAGGAAACCAUAAAGAUCGGUUCAGAAGUCCAAGUGGUUGGUACAGGUGUGUUGGACAGUGUUGGUGUGGUCAUAUCCAUCAAUGAACAGGAAGGCAUCGCCACAGUCAAGUUUCCAUCCUGCGAGUAUCGGCGCUCAAGCCAAGCAUCUGAUGUGCUGACUGUACCGAUCUCUCGACUUUGUACUCCCCGCUCGGAGGCUCUGCCGCUACACAAGCUGUCCAUCACAGAGAAGGUGGUUCAGGCGGUUCAGUCCAUGCUGCUGCCACAGGAGGGCAGUCUGUCCAUCCACACGUCCCUACCUGCGUCUGGAGACGGGUCUAGUCCAGUCAUGGCUGUGGUUCGUCUUCUGGCCGAGAUCAGAACAAGGGCGUGUCUGGUGAUGGCACAGUUACUGGAGGACAGCUCAUUCUGUGAGGAGUUUAUUCAACAAUGCCCUGCAGCUGUGGAAGUUCUCAAUCUGAUAGCUCAAGAGUGCAGCCCAGGAGAGCGCCUGUGCGUGGUCGAGGCUCAAUGUGAGAGGGUUCGAAUGCUGUAUCGAGACUGCGCUCGUCCUCCACCACCUCCCCUACAGACGGAUCAACGUCAGCCGAAGGAGAUCACAUGGUGUCCAUCACGUGUCUUCCCGCCAGUACGUGCCUGUAUGUUCUCAUCACACUUGACCUCUGUUACCUUCCUGGCCGAUCCGAGCGCAGGUGGAGGACUUCCCAGAGGAACGUUCAUCUACGCCACCUCACCUGUGCCAGUUCAGGCUCCUUCGUUUUACUGGGAGAUUGAGAUAAUUUCUUACGGAGAUUCUGAGGAUGAUAGCGGUCCUAUAGUUUCAUUUGGAUUCUCCCCAGAGGCAGAGAAGAGAGACGGGGCUUGGACCAAUCCUGUGGGCACCUGUCUCUUCCACAAUAAUGGUAGAGCUGUACACUAUAAUGGUUCCAGUUUGCUACAGUGGAAGAGUGUAAGGCUGGAUGUAGCUUUACUUCCUGGUGAUGUUGCAGGUAUAGGUUGGGAACGUUUGGAAGGAACGCCGCCCCCUCCUGGACAGCCGCCUAAGGGGAGGGUGUAUUUCACUUACUGCGGUCAACGUCUCACACCUUACCUGGAAGACGUAGCUGGAGGCAUGUGGCCUGUCGUCCACAUUCAGAAAAAGAAUACGAAGAUUCAUGCCAACUUUGGCUGCCGUUUGUUUGCGUACGCGGAGGGGCAGGCGCACCGCAAUGCCGCCGAUCUCUGCAUGGACCUGUCAGAAGAAAUCAGUGCCAAUUUCGAGGCUUUACCCUUUGCCAUGGCAUCAGACAGCGACAAUGAUGCUGGGACCAGCGUGGCAUCUGACUCGGGCUCUCACGGGCCUCCGUGUCGAAUCGCUUCGGUUGUCACAGCACAACAGCAGUACAACACAGAUGCAUCUUGUCACUAUAAGGUAGAGCUGAGCUAUGAGAAUCUGGUGGUGUCAGGACCAAAUACUCAUCCUCCACCAACUGCUGAUGAUGACAGUGAUGAUGAAGAUGAUGAAGAUGUUCCCAGGGAGGAUCAUUAUGCCUUGUUAGUAAAAGCCUGGGAAACCAAGGUUUUCCCAACCAUUCGGCGUCGUUUCAGGAAUGAGGCGGAGAGGAAGUCCGGCCUGGAUCAGAUCAAAGGAGCUCUGCAGCUGGGUAUGGUUGACAUUGCACGUCAGACUGUGGAGUUCUUAUACGAGGAGAACGGUGGAGUUCCUCGUGAUCUUUACCUUCCAACCAUCGAGGACAUCAAAGAUGAGGCCAAUAAGUUCACCAUCGACAAAGUCCGCAAAGGUCUGACGGUGGGCAUCCGGUGCCCUGAGGGUAACAACACCUGCAGCACAGGUGGCACAGCCUUGCCCAAGUUUGCCAUCCGUGGCAUGAUGAAGACAUUCAGUUUGCAUGGAGUCGUGCUGGAUGUUGACUCUUCAAAUGAACUGGUCCAGGUGGAGACGUACCUGCGGAGUGAAGGUGUGUUAGUCAGGUACUGGUACCCCAUUGAGAUGCUGGAGAGACCUCCGGCAGGUUCACGCAGAGCUGCGGCAAAUGGCCUGGUGUCUCUAGACAGCAGCAACAUACAGAUCCACAGGGAACUGCUGCGAUGUGAAAGUGCUCUUGCGCGUCUCUACUGUCGCAUGGCUUUGCUCAACAUCUUUGCCCCAAAGAGUCCUCACACAUUCACACGACUCUUUCACAUCCCUGCUGUACGUGACAUCACCCUUGAGCACCUGCAACUAUUAUCCAAUCAGCUGCUGGCUCCGCCUCUACCAGAUGGAAGUAUCAGCUGUAACUCAAUCCUCCUCGCUCAGUCUGUUCUUCGUGAGCUUCAGGGUCAGAGCUGUUCGCCCACCGACCUCUUCUAUCAGGGUCACGCUCAGAGUAUCCGCGAAUGGCUGACGGUGGCCAUCAGUCGAGCCCUUCAUCAAGGCGAGGACAGUCUUCUGGAGCUCACCAAACAAAUCUGCUGCUUUCUGCAGAGCGCUCCUGAGCAGUUCACACUGGAAGAGUUUCCCAUCAGCGAAUCAAAGGUCAGCAUGGACGUCAACUUCCCUGGUGCGGCUUUCGUGGUUGUCUCGUGUAAAGAGAGUCAGCUGGGCUGCCGCAAAGAUUCCUCUCUGUAUAAGGCUCCUUGGGCUCGUGUCAUGGUUUAUGGGCUCGGUCAUAAGGUGCGUCGAAAUGGCCAGCUGAAUCUAAUGGAAGCAGUGUGUUACCCACUGGAUGCCUCUCCAUCCAACACAGGACUCACACCUCCUCCCACAGCCAACCAGUAUCCCAGCAUCAUCAUCCCCACUGACAAAGUGCACGUCAAACUUGGUGUGUCUCCCCCUCCUGGUGCGGUGCUGGUAUUACACUCUCUACCACUUGACUUUCCAUUGGCUAUGGCUUUUGCUGAGCAGCUUCUGACCUACAGUAUAGGAGAAGCUAGCGAGCGCUCUGAGGAUGAGCUGGACACCGUACCCACUUCUGUGCUGCUUCAAGUCGUUGAGUUGUUCGGUGGGCUUCUGUGGACAACUGAUCUUGCUCCUUGUAUCAAGGAGUUGAUCUUCCACUUGCUUGCAGAGCUUCUUCGCAAGAUCCACUCUUUUGAGAGACUUAAAAGCCCCUCAGCGCUGUCCAGCCCCAUUACGCUGUUUCUGAACCCCUGCUUGACGGUGCUCGUAGUUCUCCAGACAGAACUACGAAAGCUUUACGAUCACGAGACUCAGAGCUGGGGGCCAAGCGGUUCCUGCACGUCUUCCUCGGGUGGUGGCGGGGCGGUGGCCCUGGUUGGCGAGCGGAGCCGCUUUUCGACCUACUUUCAUGCGCUGAUGGAGGUGUGCCUGGCGGUAGCUGAGGUGACUUUGAGCACAGGGCCGGGUGCGUCAGGAGUGGGAGCCCCGUCGUCAACCGGCACCGCCAACUUGAGCGACUCUUCAUCCUCUUCCUCAUCCUCCCCAGGACAGACGCCCCAGAGUCCAAGCUUGCUGUCAAAACGCAAAAAAGUAAAGCUGAAGCGCGAUCGGGUCUCAGGGAAGCAAGGGUCUGGCGGCGGCACAAGACCAUCCGACAGUGAAAACGCUUUGCUAAACAUAACCGGAGGGAAGCCGGAGGACAUGCUGUGGUUCCACCGUGGCUUGACUUUACUUUUGAUUCUACGGCAUCUAACUAAUAAAGACCCGCAGGGCUUGGGCGUCACCGGGGAUGCCGUCACAGACGCCUGCCAAGCUCUGGUGGGAUCCACCGCUCACAGUCGCUUGCUGGUGCUCUCAGGCAUCCCGACUCACCUGGAGGAAGCCGUGGUACGGAACGCCAUCCGAAGGGCUUGUAACGCGCAUGGUGGUCUCUUCAAGGACGAGAUGUUUAUUCCAGUUCAGGAGGAGGAACCUAAAAAGCCCAAAGCUGAAACUGUGGCUGUUACCCAAGACUCAAAGAGAGAUCUUCCCACCACAGGAAGCCCAAACAGCAACAACGUGACCUCCAUGAGCUCCUCUGCUUCCACCAGUCAGAUUUCCAGCUCUCUUCAUGAUGCAUCCAUGCCGAUUGACCAGGAGCCGCUUUUAGCUCCGGUAACUCCUCAAAGUGGCCCUUUACAACCUCAAGGACCUCCAGAUCCUCACACAGUUUCCAGUCAGGAGAGUUUGGAUGUUUCCCUCUGUAGCACAGGAAGUCAAGGGAGCCUCGGCAGUCUCGGCGAGCAGCUAGAGAGCGGUGCCACGUCCAUCUCAGACGGAGGUUCUGUAUAUACCGUUGCCUCUCCGGACGUCAGUGCCAGCGUGACGCGACCCAUUAAAGGCUACGCUGUCAUAGAGGUAAGAGCCCGGGCUCAAGUGGAGAAGAUCCGUGCCAGUCUUUUUAAUAGCAGUGAUCUCAUUGGCCUUUCCAAUUUGGAGAGGGAGGAGGAGCUAAUGGAGAUGACCAAUGAGGAGAUCCUAACCGCCUCAAGUGUCAAUCAAAGUCUGUUUGACACACAAGGCAGUUCUGCCCUGGAGGAAUAUUUCCUUGAUAAGUCUAUCAAAGGAGAUAAACUGGUUCCCAGAGCACGUGACGUCCUCACAGAUAUUUUCAAGACCUGCGUAUACGCAGAGCAAAUGCAGAGCCUCGUGCCAACUAAACCAGGGAAAGUAUCAGACAUUUAUCUGAGCAAAGAGCAAAUCAACUCUCCGGCACCCGGUAACCUCCUGCACGUAUUCUUUACACACGUACGGCCGCCCAAGAAAGUGCUGGAAGAUCAACUCACACAGAUUUUACGUAAAUAUGGCACAGUGAAGCCUAGCAAGAACAAACACAGUAAAGCAGGUAAAGAACAGCACCAGGGUAAAGUGGUCAGUACUAAGAGACCCAUCACUAAACCUUCAACCAAAGAGAAAUCCAUGUUGAACAGCGUUCGAACUGUAUUAAGUGAAAAGAAAACCGUCCUGAAGCCCAAAUCUCCUGAGAAAACCAAACCUGAGGAAAAAGAUCCAGAAAAAUCUCCUGCCAAAAAGCUUGAAGUGCCAGAAGAAAAGUUCCUGACACUGGAGGGUUUCCACAAGUUUACUUUAGAUCGAGCCAAACAGGACAUUCGCAGUGUCUGGCGGGCCAUACUGGCCUGCGGUUAUGACCUGCACUUUGAAAGAUGUACAUGUAUCGACUCACGUCACGCUCAGAAAGCCAGCAGAAAAUGGACCUUUGAGAUGGACGUCGCACUUGUCCAGUUUGUGAACCGCCUCUGCCGACAGCUGGCCAUUACACCCGCUCGCCUGCAUUCUCAUGAAGUUUACCUGGACGUCAAGGAUGCUCCUGAUCCUCAGGUCGCAUGCUUAUUAGGUGUCCCGGUGGAGAGCUUGCGAUUGAGAUUUGCUCUGCUGCAGUCCCUCAACAGCACGCUGGAAAGCUUCUUCCUGCCUCUCAUAGAGCUCAGACAAACACCAAACUAUCAAAACAGCAUCGCAACACUUCUGUGUGAGACCAAAGGUCUUAUUUUUUAUGACACCAAAGUGACAGUAAUGAAUCGGGUUCUGAAUGCGACCGUGCAGCGAACCGCAGACCACGCUGCUCCUGAAAUCACCCUGGACCCGCUGGAGAUAGUGGGAGGUGAGACACGUGCUGCUGAAAACACAUACUUCUGUCAGGCAGCGAGGCAGCUGUCCAGCGUCCCCUCAUCUCAACUGUGCGUGAGGAUUGCCAGCGGUGGAGACCCAACCUACGCCUUCAACAUCCGCUUCACUGGAGAAGAAGUGCACGGCACCAGUGGCUCAUUCAGGCACUUCUUAUGGCAGGUGUGCAAAGAGCUUCAGAGUUCGGCCCUGUCUCUGCUCCUGCCCUGCCCCAGUGCCGCAGCUAACCGCAACAAGGGAAAGUUUAUCCUGACCCCCUGUCCCAUCACUUACGCUGAGGAGCAGCUUCUUCAUUUCUUCGGCCAGCUGCUGGGCAUCGCCAUCCGGGCAGAUGUUCCUCUACCUCUGGAUCUGCUCGGAUCCUUCUGGAAGGGUCUGGUCGGUGAAGCACUGGACCCAGAAUCGGACUUUCAGGAAGCUGACUUGCUCACAUACAACUACAUCAACAAGUUUGAGAAUGUGGUUGAUGAGGCGGAGCUGGAGGCAUUGUGUGCUGAGGUGUCAUCACAGGGUCACGUGAGCGAGAGCCCCGAAUCACCGGGUCGCCCCAGCUGCAUCUUCACCUACAUCACCAUGACGGGAGAGGAAGUGGAGCUCUGCCAGGGCGGCCAUGACAUCGCCGUGAGCUGGGAGAAUAAAGAUAUGUACGUGCGAGCGGUCCGUGACUUACGCCUGCGUGAGCUUCAGAACGUGGAGUGCAUGUCUGCUGUACGAGCCGGUCUGGGCUCCAUCAUACCACUGCAACUUCUUACAUUACUGAGUCCUGCAGAGAUGGAGCUGCGCACCUGCGGCCUACCCGAAAUCAACCUGGAGUUUCUCAAGGCUCACACCAUGUAUCAGGUGGGGUUGAUGGAGACGGAUCAGCACAUCGAAUUCUUCUGGGCGGCUCUUGAAAUGUUCACUCAGGAAGAGCUCAGCAAGUUUAUUAAGUUCGCUUGUAACCAGGAGAGGAUUCCCUUCACCUGUCCCUGCAAAGAUGGAGGUCCAGACACUGCUCACGUUCCUCCGUACCCCAUGAAGAUCGCUCCUCCUGAUGGGGCAGUAGGUUCACCAGACUUGCGCUACAUCCGCGUGGAGACCUGCAUGUUUAUGGUAAAGCUGCCGCAGUACUCCACCCUGGAAGUGAUGCUGGAGAAGUUACGCUACGCCAUUCAUUACCGUGAAGAUCCUCUCAGCGGUUAAACUGAGAAUCACCACACAACCUUAAGCCAUUACACACCAGGUGUCAGUCUGUUUUUAAUGAAGAGGGGCUGAGAACAGCCAAACAAACUUGCCUUCACGCAGAGGAACGGCAGCGAGUUUGACUGCAGCUUGUGGUGGAUGAAAGGCUUUUAUAUAAUAAUGUACAUAUAUGCUGUUCAAACAGAUGAAAGAUGUGAAGAGCUUCACCUGAUUCUCUCGGCUGUUUAAUUCUCUCUGCGUCUCGGUCACUGUUAUCUUCUCCGUAUUACUGACGGUGAUUGUUGACGCACCUUCAUUCAGGUAGAAGCUCAUUUUAGCUUUAUCAAAGAAAUGAACUUUGGGUUGAAAAGUUACCUGCGGGUUUUGAUAUACAUUUGAGUGAAUCUCAACAAAAACCUGUGAGGAACACGUUUGGGUCAUAUUUCACCCCAAAUCAUCAGAGAAUAAGAUCAUACACAGCAAAAAAUGAUUUUAUUACUUAGUAUUUUUGUCUUCUAUUUAUUACAAAUAUCUAAACAUUCUUAAAUCAAAGCUUGAUGAGCAAAAUGACCUAAGAAAAUAAGUAGUGCUGCCUCACGAUUAGUCGCGACUUAUCGUUUGCAGAAUAAAAGUUUUUUUUACAUAAUAUAUGUGUAUGUAUAUAAUUAAGAAACAUUUGCAUGUGUAUAUACAUGUUUAUAUUUAUGUAUAAUCUAUAUAUAAAUAUAAAUAUUUAUUAUAUAAAUAUAUUUUUUUCUUAAAAUGAUACAUGUAUGUGUGUGUAAUUAUAUAAACAUAAUUAUUAUACACUGUACACACACAUAUAUUAUGUUAAAAAAAACUUUUAUUCUGUAAACGAUUAGUCGCGACUAAUUUUGAGGCAGCACUAAAAAUAAGACUAGGUUUUAGACUAAUAAAAUACAAUUAAGUGAAUUUGUGCUUAAAUUUUUUUUUUUUUUUUUUGCUCGUUUUAAUCACAAAAUUACUUACUUUUUCUAUUUUUUGUCUAAAUACUAGAUUUUUUUCUUAGGUCACUUAUCAAGCAAAUACAUCUUGAUUUAAGAAUUUUUAGACAUUUGUACUGAAAACAAGAUAAAAAUACUAAAUAAGAAAGUCAUUUUUUGCAGUGUUAUUUACAAGGAAAUUUCAUUGAAUGAUAAUUAAGCACAUUCACAGCAAAAAAUGACUUUCUUACUUAAUAUUUUUGCUUGUUUCCAGUACUAAUAUUUACAAAUUCUUAAAUUAAGAUUUAAAUAUUUACUUGAUUAAUGACAUAAGAAAAUAAAUCUAGUAUUUAGACAAAAAGCAUAAUAUUUAAGCGCAUUGUGCUUAAAACGAGCAAAAAAAUCUGCCAAUGAGGUAAGAAAAAAAAUCUUGAAAUAAGUUUACUUUUUUCCUUAAACAAUUAAUUCAAUAAUUUUUUUACCCAAUCAGCAGAUUUUAAAUAUUUGUUUUAAGAACAAAUUCACUUAAAUGUUUAAUUUUUUGCUCAUCAAAAAAUGCAUCUUAAUUUAAGAAUUUUUUUAUAUUUGUACUGACACAAGACAAAAAUACUAAGUAAGAAAGUCAUUUUUGCAGUGUUAUUACUGAUGUGUCUGGGUGAUGUUAUUCUCAGUAAUGUUUUUUAUUAGUUCAACAGUGUUUUUUGUCAGUAUGUUUAUGAUAUUUUAUUUCAUUACAGCUGAUAAGAAUGAGGAAGUUGCUUGACGUGACAAGUCUUUGCUCAAUUUGCUCCAGACUUGUUCGUAACGCGUUUGUGAGAUUCGCUCAUCUUGAAAUAGUUUUUCCUUUCUAUAAAAGCAGCCGCUGAUGCUAUGAACUCAAUCCAGGAGCUAUAACGCCGCAUGUGGUCCAGCAUACAUAGCAAGAUUGCUAAGACACAAAUAUCUGCUUAUAUUGUUAAAGGUGCAAAUGCUGUUUAAGUCCGUUACAGGCUAUAGAAAUAUAAAACACAUUCAAGUGAUUUCAGAUGAGAUGUUUGCAGUGUGCCGUUUGUCAUCUUUUUAUUUUUUAUGCUGUUCAGUUUGUGAAUCUCAGUUGCCAAACUAACAUUCAAACCCUUAAAUCUUUUUUUUGGUUGCCAACUAUAUUACACCAUAUAUCUGUACUGCAGUCUGUUUGGUUUUAUUGCUUACAUGGGAUGAUUUUUGCCAUCAUAGUUUCAUAAAGCAUGAAAAUCUUAAUUUUACUAAUGCAUUUGUUUCUUUGAAAUGGCUGCAUUUCAUCUGCCUAAAAAAGAGAAAAAGGUUUAAAAAAUUUCAAUUUAGUUUGAGUUUUUUAAUUUUUAUUUUUUGUGUCAGCCUCUAAAGUUUUAAAUUUGGAUGUUCUUUAUAGGAUUUACACAAUGGUGUGUUGUAAAUCAGUUGUAUUAUGAAUUAUUUCUGGUGAAUGAGUUGAGUAAUGUGUAGACAUCAUUACAAACACAUCUGAUGCUAUUAUAGAUCUAUUGCAGUGCAUUGAACAACAUCAACAGUACAUCACUAGGUGCGCGUGCGUGUGUGAGUGAGUGAGUGAGUGAGUGAAUGAGUGCGCGUGCGCGUGUUCGCUAUGGUUAACUGCUGCUAGUCUCAUACAUUUCUCGCUGUAUCUCGGGUGAAGAGUUGGACAUGUCGAUGUAAAAAAACAUCCGCACAAGAAGCCGAAUGCAGUGAAAUACAUGUUGUAUAUUUAAUUGAUGAUAUUUAUUACAGUUAUUUAUGAUUGCAUUCAUAUGAGUCUUACCUCUGUGCAUCUGCUGUCUGAACGAAUAUACAGAGGUGACGAUCAACUCAGUUGUUCUGUCAUCAUAAUAAAUUAUUGAUGUAUUACACAA